AUGGAGGUGGCGAUUGGCGCGGCACGUGGGCUCGUCGGCAGGAUAGUGAAUCUGUUGUCCAACGACCUUGUGCAGGCGUAUGUCGCCAGUGCUGAGCUCGGCCUCAACUCCGAGAAGAUCAAAGAUGAUCUGAUGCGCACACAAGUGGUGCUGCGGGAGGCCCAGCGUAGAGGCGUGAUCAACAACCCCAGUUUGGAGGAGCUGCUGCACAAGCUCCACACCAAGGUGGGCAAGGCGGAGGACGCGCUGGACGAGGUCCACUACUUCAUCAUCCAGGACCAGCUCGACGGCACUCAGUACGCGGUGCCGGAUCUGGGCAAUACCCUCUGGGGUCAUGCUCGCCACAUCCGUCAUGCCAUUCACCAUACCAUCGGUAACUUCAUCCUUCGAUGCUUUUGUUGUUGGCUGCUGCAAGAUGAUGAUCAUGGUGCUGCUGCUAUGAAUGAUCCUCACAAUACAGCCAACCCUGGUAGAGGUAAUGAUGGUUCAGUUACUAAGUUGUCAUUCGAUAGAGUGGCCGUGUCCAAUAAAAUCAAACAAGCGAUAGAGGAAAUGCACUCCCUGUGUGACCAAUUCUUGGAGUUGCUCAAAAUAAUCCCAGACCAUAGCACCACUACUACAACUGUCAACCUAAAACGACCUCUCACAGGAUCAAUCACUGCACAAGAAAAUUUGUAUGGGAGGAGAGACCUGUUUGAGCAGACCAUAAAAGAUCUCAUCACCAAUUGCACAAAUAGCAAUAAAACUCUUUCAGUUAUGCCUAUAAUUGGUCCAGGGGGUAUUGGAAAAACAACUUUUGCUCAACACUUGUAUAAGGAUGAAAGGGUAGAAGAGCGCUUCCCUGUCAGAGCUUGGAUAUGUGUCUCAACUCAUUUUGAUGUGCUCAAGCUCAGUCAGCAGAUCCUUAGCCAAAUAGAAGAAAAAAACAGCGCAUAUAAAAUAUCAAGUUUAAACCAGCUCCAGAAAUCCAUUCAAAAGAGGAUCAAGUCAAAAAGGAUUUUAAUUGUCUUUGAUGAUAUAUGGGAAUGCACUACUCAGGACUGGGAAACCCUGCUAGCUCCUUUGGGAAAGGGUGAAACCACAGGUAACAUGGUUCUCGUCACAACUCGGUUCCCGUCUAAAGUUGAUGAUGUGAAAACAACCAACCCCAUUAUGCUCAAAGGCUUUGAGCCGGAUGGUUUUUUAACAUUCUUCAAAGGAUUAAUAUUUGAAGGAGAAAAACCCGAGAAAAAACAUGGAUUAACUAGUCUUGCAAAGGAUAUUGCCAAGAAAUUGAAGGGUUCGCCUCUAGCAGCCCAAACAGUUGGUCGGCUAUUGAAGAAUGACCUACGUGAGGAACAUUGGAUGGCAGUUCUCAAAGAUAAUGAAUGGCAAAAACAAAAAAAUAAUGAUGAUAUUAUGCCAUCUCUAAAGAUUAGCUAUGAUUACCUUCCUUUCCAACUGAAAAAAUGUUUCUCGUGUUUUUCCCUAUUUCCAGAAGACCAUAGGUUUAGCAAUCUAGAGAUUACAUGUUUUUGGAGUGCAUUAGGGAUCAUUGAAAAAUAUGAGAAUUACAUGGAAGAACUUUUGAAAAAUGGUUUUCUCGUGAAGGAGAAUGAUCGUUGGUCAAAUCAACAGUACUAUGUGCUGCAUGAUUUAUUGCAUGAACUAGCUCAGAGUGUCUCGUCACAAGAAUGCCUAAAUAUAUAUAGCAAUGCAAGCUUUAGAGCUAAUGAUGUCCCAAAAUCCAUUCGUCAUUUGUCCAUCACCAUGAAAGACAAAUACGUUGAGACUUCUAGGAUAGAAAUGAUUAAAUUAAAGAGCAAGGUAGACAUUGCAAAUUUGCGUGCUCUAAUGAUUUUUAGAAAAUAUGAGGAACAAAUUGAUGAGGUUAUAGAAGACACAUUCAAGGAAAUGGAGGCUCUUCGUGUUCUUUUUAUUGAAGUCAAAUCCCCAGAAUCUUUACCACAUUUCUUUCCAAAACUUAUCCACCUACGAUACCUAAAAAUUAGUCCAUCAAAUUUUGGUUCAGAAGUGACUUUCCCUAGCACACUUUCAAGAUUUUAUCACUUGCAAUUAUUGGACCUAAGUGAUUGGUAUGAUCAAAGUAUUAACUUACCUAAAGACAUUAACCGCCUUAGCAAUUUAUGCCAUUUUAUUGCCGAAAGAGAAGUCCAUUCCAAUGUUCCUGAGGUAGGAAAGAUGAAGAAUUUAAAGGAGCUUAAAGAAUUCCAUGUCAAGAAAGAGAGUGAUGGAUUUGAAUUAAGUGAGUUGGGGGAUUUAACAGUGCUUGGAGGAGAACUCAGUAUAUAUAAUCUUGGAAAUGUGGCAACCAAGGAAGAGGCCAGGAAAGCCAAGCUUGUGUCAAAAGGUGAUUUGAAAGAGUUGAGGUUGGUUUGGGGAGAAUUGGAUGCAUCGGAAUCAUCUGAUGGUGCAUCGGAAUCAUCUGAUUCCCUUGAUGGUCCAACAGAAUCAUCUAGUGCCCUUGAUGGUACAGCAGAAUUAUCUGAUGUUCUUGAUGGUCUUGAGCCACAUCCUAAUCUGCAAUCACUUGGCAUUAUAAACCAUGGUGGUUCAGUCAGUCCUCAUUGGUUGUGUGAUCACAUGAGCAUAAAGAUGCUUAUUUCUCUUCACCUAGAGGGUGUGUCUUGGUCCAUUCUUCCACCUUUUGGGCAGUUAUUGCAUCUCAGAUCACUCACAUUGAUUCACAUUUCUACACUUGUUCAGAUCAGACCAGGCAUUGUUGGGGUUACGGCUAGAAGUUUUAUGCAGUUGAAGGAGAUUGUUCUUGAUUCUUUGUCAGAAUUUACUGAGUGGGUUGGGACACCUAAUGCCCAUUCAUUUUCAAUGCUUGAAAGAAUUGUUUGCAGAAAAUGUCCCAAUCUCUAUUCACUACCGUUCCUACAGGAUUGCCCUGCGGGCUCUUAUAACCAUCUGUUGAAACUUGAAAUUACUGGUUGCCCAAAGUUGCCUAUGCCAGUCAUGCCUCACACUUGCACACUAACUAAAGUUACUGUGUAUAGUAGGCGUACUGGGAAGAUGGUGUACACCAACCAUAAUUUGUAUUUGACGAGGUAUAGCAGUGCAGUCGCCUGGCACAAUAUGGCCGGCAAAGUAUAG
This is a messenger RNA of Triticum turgidum subsp. durum (durum wheat), 3099 nucleotides long. NCBI's taxonomy places the organism in Eukaryota, Viridiplantae, Streptophyta, Magnoliopsida, Poales, Poaceae. The record is from the annotation of a GenBank genome assembly.